AUGAACGCGCUCUUCCUCUUUGAUGCACAUCGACUGCUAGGCUUAGCAACACUUUUCAGCCUGCUGCUGAUCUGGUACACCACACGAGGAGGAGAUGGCUCUGCCUGGCGGAAGCUAGGAAACCAGGCACAACAGCACUUUGGGGACCCGUCAUGGAAAGAUCAGAAGCUCCCACCUGGAGCGACAAUUGAGCAUGGAGGCGAAGCAGUGCCAGCAGCGCAGUCUGCGAUCGAGAACUUCGAGAACAUCGAGAACAGCGAUGACGAAAACGAACAGACUCCGACGAGCAGCGAGACAACCUUGGAAGACAGCGUGCCAGAGCAUGCUACGUCUGAGAUGACAUUGGACGAACCACAUGCGAUUCGCGAAGAUGCGCACAAAUUCUCUCAUGCCGAUGAGUUUCUCCCACAUUUCCAGGAUGUGUUGAAACUUCCUGGUGUUGAUUUCGAGACGUGUAAAUCGACGUGUACGUGGCCGGAUCUGAAAAAGGUCAACUUCCAGUUUCCUGGCGAAGGCGAGGGAUGGGGAGGAGUGAACCUCUCAUGGACCAAGACUCCCUAUCCACAAGCACAUCUGGAUUCAGAGAGAGCCAAAUGGCAGUCUCACGUACAGACAGGUUUCAUGCCGUGGAACGAGCACUCACACCGCUUCAAUGGUCGUGGAAUAGUGAUCGUGGGCGGGAAGAGCAUCAAGAAAAUCGUGGUUGUUUUGAGGAAACUCUUUCUCCUGCGAUCGCAAUUACCCGUUGAGAUCCAUUAUUGGGGAUACGAGAUGACGGAUGAGAAGAAGAAAACAUUGACUGAUCUGAUGCCGACGAUCACCUUCAACGAUCUAUCAGGCGAGCACAAUAUUUUCAGAUCGUCUUAUGUUGCUGUUCCCGGGAAGACAAAUUACCAGCUCAAAACCGCCGCCAUGAUCAACACCCGCUUCGCCGAACCCCUCCUCCUUGAUUCCGAUAACAUUCCCAUCCUCGCUCCAGAAUUGCUCUGGAACUCUACCGAGUACCUCGAAUACGGCACCAUAUUCUGGCCCGACAUCGCUCGAACCCGCCCAGAUAACCCGAUCUGGUCGAUCACCAACACGCAAUGCCGCAUGAACGAAUACGAGCAAGAAUCCGGACAACUUCUGGUUGACAAACGCAAAUUUUGGUAUCAUCUUCAACUUUCUGCAUGGAUGAACGCACCCUCAGUCGACGAAAAAGGCGAAUUCAAAGCCGAAUCUCCAUAUUUCAGCAUUCUCCUCGGCGACAAAGAUACAUUCCGUUUCGCAUGGCACGCGCUGAAAACGAAAUAUGGAAAGCCAUCGAAGUUUCUCACUAGUGUUGGAACUGUUGCUGGACCGGAGAAAUUCUACUGCGGGCAUUCAUUUCUGCAGUAUCAUCCUGACGGCCGCCCGAUGUUCAUGCACGGUGGAGCGCUCAAGACGAUGGCAAAGGAGGUGAUGAAAUGGCACCGCGAAGAAAAUGGAGGAGUGUAUCAGGUAUACAAGAAGAGUGAUUAUGAAGAACAACAUGAGAAGGUGGUGAAUGUGAGAAUUGGGUUUGAUGGGAGGCAGUACGAUUUUCCAGGGAAAGAGACGAUGGAUGAAGGACAUGUGACGUUUUGUACGUUGUUGGAUGACAUUGAGCCUAGGCCAUUGGAGGAGCUGGUACCUGGGUUUGAGCAGGACUUUGAUUAUAUUGGGGGAUAUUGGCCGCUGGAGGGUGGGUGA
This is a messenger RNA of Cercospora beticola, 1710 nucleotides long. RefSeq lists its product as uncharacterized. Lineage: Eukaryota; Fungi; Ascomycota; Dothideomycetes; Mycosphaerellales; Mycosphaerellaceae. Gene Ontology annotation, molecular function: alpha-1,2-mannosyltransferase activity. The record is from RefSeq and is a predicted model, not a curated record. Gene Ontology annotation, biological process: mannan biosynthetic process. Gene Ontology annotation, cellular component: Golgi apparatus.